Messenger RNA from Beauveria bassiana ARSEF 2860, 1692 nucleotides. Its product is annotated as hexose transporter. Gene Ontology annotation, molecular function: myo-inositol:proton symporter activity. Gene Ontology annotation, cellular component: membrane. The coding region runs from base 1 to 1692 and encodes 563 amino acids. The transcript is spliced from 5 exons. NCBI's taxonomy places the organism in Eukaryota, Fungi, Ascomycota, Sordariomycetes, Hypocreales, Cordycipitaceae. Gene Ontology annotation, biological process: transmembrane transport. The record is from RefSeq and is a predicted model, not a curated record.
AUGGCUCAAGACAGAAAAUCCUCCUCAGUCGCCGCCGACAUGGAGAAGCCGCACAUUGAUGCGCUCGAAAUGGUUCAGCAUGGCCCGAGCACUGCUGAUGUGGACGACUUCAUCGCCGAAAUGGAGCGCGAGCUCGAGGCUGGCGGCGGCUUGGAAACUGGUUUCUUCCACGUCAACUUUGCCAACCCCAAGCACUUUACCUGGCUCUUGGUUGCCUUUGCCAGCAUGGGCGGUCUUUUGUCAGGUCUCGACCAAAGUCUCAUCUCGGGUGCCAAUCUGUACCUGCCCAGAGAUCUCAAUCUCUCUGAGCGCCAAAACAGUCUCGUAAACGCGGGUAUGCCUCUCGGAGCCGUCGGCGGUGCGCUCAUCCUGUCGCCAACAAACGAAUGUUUUGGCCGUAAAUGGGCCAUUAUGAUUUCCAUUUUGCUCUACACCGUCGGCGCAGCUUUGGAAGCUGGCUCAAUGAACUUUGGCAUGAUGGUUGCUGCUAGGGUCAUUCUCGGAAUGGGCGUUGGUCUCGAGGGCGGUACAGUGCCUGUAUAUGUUGCCGAAACAGUCAAACGUCGAAUCCGAGGUAACUUGGUCUCCUUGUACCAGUUCAAUAUUGCCUUGGGAGAGGUUUUGGGUUAUGCAGUUGCUGCCAUUUUCCUCAAGGUGCCGGGCAAUUGGCGAUAUAUCCUAGGCUCUUCGCUUCUGUUUUCGACUGUCAUGUUCUUUGGUAUGCUAUUUCUCCCGGAAAGCCCUCGUUUCCUCAUGCACAAGAACAAGAGGCUGGACGCCUUCAAGGUCUGGAAGAGAAUCCGGGGCGUCGCCAGUGCCGAAUCAAAGGAGGAAUUCUACAUCAUGGCAUCCUCGGUCCAGGAAGAAGACACUGCUGUUCAGGAGGGUGCCAAGAACAAAAAUUACCCUUGGAUGGACUUUUUCACUGUUCCUCGCGCUCGACGCGCGCUCGUCUACGCGAAUAUCAUGAUUAUUCUCGGGCAAGCUACCGGCGUUAAUGGACUUUUAUAUUACAUGUCUGUUCUGAUGAACACCAUCGGUUUUGACGCAGAUGAUGCAAACUACAUGUCCCCGGUCGGUGGCGGCUCGCUUUUGUUGGGUACCAUUCCUGCCAUCUUCUUGAUGGAGACUUGUGGACGCCGUUUCUGGGCUAUUAUGAUGCUGCCUGGUUUCUUCAUCGGUCUCGUUUUGAUUGGCAUUGCGUAUCAAUUCGACCCUGCGACAAAUUUGAAAGCGACCGAGGGCAUCUACAUCACUGGUCUCAUCAUUUACAUGGGCUUUUUCGGAUCUUAUGCCUGUUUGACAUGGGUCAUCCCAUCCGAGGUCUAUCCCACCUACCUUCGAAGUUACGGCAUGACGACAUCCGACGCGCUCCUGUUCCUGAUCUCUUUCAUCGUCACCUACAACUUUAGCGCCAUGAGGGAUGCAAUGACACCUACGGGUCUCAUGCUCGGUUUUUAUGGCGGCAUCGCAGUCAUUGGCGAAGUAUAUCAGAUAUUCUUCAUGCCCGAGACCAAAGACAAGACUCUAGAGGAGAUUGAUCUUGUAUUUUCUCGACCAACAAUGGACAUUGUCCGCGAGAAUUGGCAGGGUGUAAAGGAGACAAUGUAUGACGUGUCCCGGGGAAGGUUCCGCAAGGUACUUGCCGAACAGACAAAGAGGCGCAAGGCAGCAGAUGGUGUCAAAGCUUAG